AUGUUCCAGAAACCCUUCAGAGUCAAGUCCAAGACGGUCAUCCGUGGGUCCGAUAGGAGGAAACUUCGAGCAGAUGUAGGGAAGGCCCUCCCCUCCCUAACAGAAGACCAGCUACAGGAGCUGGUACCCACCAAGGAAGACAUGUCCACCAUGAAGAUUUACACACACUCCGGCAGGAACGUCACCGUCUACUGUCUGGGCAACAACCCUGUCUUCUUUGAGAUGGACAAAAAUGUCUUCCCUACAGUGUACAGCUUGUGGAGAGUACCUGACAUGUUACCCUGUCUCACCACCUGGCCUGAUGUACUCAAGAACCUCUGUGGAGGGGCAGACCUGAUGUUACCAGGGGUGAUACCAGGAGAGGAGGGGCUGCCUGUGAUUGAGAAGAACAGCCUAUGUGCCGUAUCACUGCUGGGGAACAGAGCCCCCAUUGCAGUAGGCAGGACCACGAUGUCAUCAUCUCAGAUGCAGGAGUGUGGAAUGAAGGGGAAGGGAGUCACUGUGCUGCACACGUACCUGGAUCAGCUCUGGGAACAUGGUGACCAGACCCCCCUCCCCACCAUGGCUACCCAGCAGUCCUGUCCUGAAGGUCAUGUGCCUGACCUUGACUCAGGAGAUGCAACAUCAGAGGAACAACUGCAAGGACAACUUGCUGCAGAAGCCUCAAGCACCACGGACACUGUACCUAUAGAAAAGCUGGUCUUAAAUGAUGACCUUGGUGAUGAAGGUGACCUUGAGAAAGUAAAUGACCUUGAUACAGAGACUACUGUAGGUGGAGUGAAGGAUGAUGGGAAUGAAUGUGGAGAGGAGGAAGGAGAGACAAGAGAUGAGGAGGAUGAGGUAUCUCCUGUCGACCAGAUGGACUCCCUCCUGUACCAGUGCUUCCUCCACGCACUGAAGACAAACGUCAAGAAGAUUGACCUUCCCCUCCUCACCAGUAAACUCCUUAGAGGUCACAUGCAGAUUUGUUGUCCAACUGAGAAGUCUCUUGAUCUGAAGAAGUCAAGUUAUAAAAAGCUGUCCAAGUUCCUCCAAGCCAUGCAGACCCAGGGGUUAAUCCAGGUCAAGGAGCUGUCCAAGGGUGUGGAGAGUGUGGUGGAGGUCAACAGGGGUCAUGAGGAACUGAAGAGUUUUGAAGUCCCUGAUGUUGAGCUGCCAGCUGUGGAGGUCAACGACCCCGGAACGGGCGCAGGUCCGACCUACCAGCCUCCGGAGGUCGUGGAGAUGUUCAGUGUCACGGGAAACCUGGCGCCGCUGUUUAGAACUGCAGGGAUCAGGAAAGGCCACGCCCUGUCCGGCCAGGAGGUUCGAGAGUUCCUGACUCAGUAUGUGAAGGAGAAUGAACUGGUGGAUCCCAACAACAAAAGGUUUAUAGUGGUCGACCCGUUACUGUGUGACGCCUUAAGACAGAAGGGGGAGAACCUGACGCAUCUUACCUGGGAGGAUCUCUUCACCAGAUGUUGUGAUAAGAUGUCCCCGUGUGCCCAGCUGAUCUUCCCUGGCCAGCCUCCCGUCCUGAAGAAGGGGAAACUGGAGCCGGUCGAUGUUCAAGUUCAACAGAGGUCCGGCAACAAGAAGGUGACUCUGAUCUACAACCUGGAGGGGUUUGGGAUCCGGCCGGACACCUUUGCGCACCUGUUACAGCUGCGUGUGCAGGCGAGCACAGCUGUGAACCCCGCUCCCAACAGGAAGGCAGGUGUGCAGGUGAUGGUGCAGGGGAACCAGGUGCAAACAGUCGCCAAACUGCUCAUAGACGAGAUGAAGCUACCAAAAAAGUUUGUGCAGGGUGUUGAGAAGGCAGCCAAGAAGAAGAGAUGACGACUCUGAACCUUCAUGUAGAGCUAGUGUAGGAGGAAUCAGCGCUGCUUCUUCUGUCAUGUCUGGUGGCACAAAAGGCCAUAUCAAAUGAAUUUGCUGGUCCUUGGAUAUACACAUUUGAAGUUCUUGGAAGUUCUGCCCCUUGGUACAUGCAGUCUACCUUAAACAAGAAACAAACCCAUCGUUAGACAGAACUGGCGCUAUUCAUAUCACCUAAUUUAUCUUUGCAGCACAGCUAAGAAAAGAACUCUACAACAGAAAGGAAAAGUCCGCUUUCGCUAGUGACCUUUUGUAUGUGGCAGAGACUGUCAUUGUUGUAUACAUGUAGGGCUGUUUAGCCAUGUCCAAAGCUGUUAAGGGCUGAUAUCAAUUAGCUACUUGCAUGAUUAUUACUGACCGAAGCAGGCCUUACAUAAUACAGCCAGUAGGUACCCAUCUGAGUAAUGAGGCUGUUGUAACAUGCUGGAGGAACCUCCUCCAACACAGGACCCACAUUUUAUAUACCCAACUAGUUCUUUGUAUGUUCGUCCGCAUUUUUGUAAGGUCUGUCGCUACCAGCCCUAGCUGCCUAGGCAGACCCAUGUAAUGACUUGUCUCAUCGUCAAUUAAGUCAAAGUCAAAGUCCAACCGAGAUGCCCUUCUCUGGACUCAACCCAGGAUCCCAGUUACCAACUUACUGGAACCAGGAACUCAACUGUGAAGCUACCACCGAUUGAGCUACAGGGACAUCCUUGUUAUGUCUUACUUCACAUUCAAUAGCCGGCAAAUCCGAUGGGUGAAGCCUAACAUUAACAAAAAUACCAUGUAACUUACAGCAGAGUUGAUAGUAACCAGACUUCAUAUUUAUGUUUUGUUCUGCAAUAUGUGGAAGAGUUGACGGACAAAAAGAAAACUACCAUAUGUCAUGAGUUGCAUAUCAUAAAUGUUUUCAAAUUAAAUAACUGUCAAAAGCUA
Branchiostoma floridae (Florida lancelet) is the source of this 2772-nucleotide messenger RNA. Its product is annotated as eukaryotic translation initiation factor 2D-like. Gene Ontology annotation, biological process: formation of translation preinitiation complex; translational initiation. Lineage: Eukaryota; Metazoa; Chordata; Leptocardii; Amphioxiformes; Branchiostomatidae. Bases 1 to 1818 code for a protein of 605 amino acids. The record is from RefSeq and is a predicted model, not a curated record. The transcript is spliced from 15 exons. Gene Ontology annotation, molecular function: RNA binding; translation initiation factor activity.